GGUCCCAAAUUUUAGCCCCGCGUUCCCGCGCCUCCGGCCGGCAACAGGACCCUGCCAUAUCACGAUCAGCCUUCAACUCUAUUACCCUACUCCCACCAGUACCCACCGCUCAGACUUCAACUCACGUCAAAACUGACAUUUUUAGUUUCCACAAGCCUGCACUCGCUCCCUCCCACCAGAAAGCAAGCCAUCAUGGCAACAACAACAACAGCAACCACAACCCCGCUAACCUCAACCGCCACCACCACAACCAACCCAACAACAGACGACUUCGACAGCCUGCUCACACUAGAAGACCAGUUCUACAACCAAGGCUACAACCAGGGCAUGGCCGACGGCCUGGCGGCCGGUCGCGCCGAGGGCCGGCAACUGGGACUCGAGCGGGGGUUCCAAAAGUUUGUUAUGAGCGGGCGGCUGCAGGGGCGGGCCAUUGUCUGGGCGAACCGGCUCGGGCUGGCGGCUGCCAAUUCCAAUUCAUCAAAGGCAGGAGGAGGAGGGGCGAAGAAGGGCGGCAACGGUGGGAAGGGGGGCAGGUGGAGCAGCACGCCGACGACGGAUCCUCAGUCUCAAUCUCAGUCUGUGUCUCGGUUUCGGUCUCAUUAUCAGGUACAGAGCAGCCCAGGUUCUUCUUCAGCAUUACGGGAAGUAUUAGUAGACCCAGCGGCGGCAGUGGUGGUGGGCGGCGGCGAACAGACGGGCGAGGUGGAGCAGGAGCAGGGUUGUCCAUCAGAGGAGGGAAAGAAGAGGAGGUUACUGCUGCCGCCGCUGCCGGAUAACCCCCGCCUGGCCAAGCACAUCACCACGCUGUAUGCGUUGGUCGAGGCGGAGAGCUUGUCGACCGAGAACAGUGACGAUGCGGUUGACGACUUCGACGACCGGUUACGGAGGGCGCAGGGCCGGUUCAAGGUGAUUGAGCGUAUGGUGGGGGAAGGGGAGAACGGGAGGCAGAAGGGUGAUAGGCAAGGCGAGGGCGGCCAUGAUCUCGGGUCGGGGUCUGGGAAAGCAGAGGUGGUGGAUGUUUGAGGGGUGCGGGCGGUGUGUGGAGUGGAUGGCCGGGCUGGCUAUGGUCAGGGGAACAUAGCCUCUGCGGGGUUGCUGACCGGAGUUGAUGGUUCGUCACGGUAUAUCAAACACAUAGCCCGCGAACUAAAUCAGUUCUAUACGGCGCCUGCACACGUUAUGUACAACCCCUCAUCUGUCUUCUCCUCUCAACCUUCGAG
Parathielavia appendiculata is the source of this 1220-nucleotide messenger RNA. RefSeq lists its product as uncharacterized. The record is from RefSeq and is a predicted model, not a curated record. The transcript has a single exon. Lineage: Eukaryota; Fungi; Ascomycota; Sordariomycetes; Sordariales; Chaetomiaceae. The coding region runs from base 193 to 1023 and encodes 276 amino acids.